UCCGUGUACAAAUAUAUGUAUACUAGUGAUUAUAUGUGAUAGUACACGUGUCUGGAGCCAGUGAAGUUACUGUGACUUCAUACAGGUUGGAGCUCCACGUUGAAAUCCACCUGCAGCUGGAGGUAAUCGCCACCUGUCGGCUAACUAGCUAACAAGCUAACUGGCUAACACGCGAUCUGAGAUCCUAACGUCUGGAGCGGCAGAGACAGUUGCAUGGAUGUUUGUCCCACGUGAUCGAUGGUUAUUGAUUUUACUCGCCGCGUAAACAGGGUUAAUUGUCUGUGAAGAUGGAUGUGUCUCGAUCGUACAGCCUAACCUCCUGCGUAAUCAAGCUAACAUGAGCCACAUGUGUGUCAGGGAUUCAUCAACCAAAGAAGAGAAGGCAUCACAGGCAACAUAUAAAAGGUGUUGCUCGGUGGACAGAUUCCCUGCAGCCUGCAAAUGUUUAAUCCCUCGCAAGACCGAUGGGCAGCCGAAAAUAAAACGACUGAAAACUCGCAAGGAGAGGAGGAAAGAGGCUUCAAAGACGAAACCAUAUCACCAUCACUGCCAUUGCCAAACCAGUAAAGGCAGGGAACAUUUCCAUAACUCUAUUCAUGGAAUCCGUAAUUCAAGAAAAGAUGGCCCAUUUUCAAAGGUCGUUACCGCCACACAGGAGCCCAGCAUCAUCACCGACAGCCGCCUGAUAGGACACCAUGGCCUGUUCAACCACGAGGUGAAGUCCAUUGACAUUCAACGCUUGUUAGGUCAAAAGGGGAGACUGGAGACAGGUGGACAGGAAGCACAAGAAGAGAACCAUCCAUCUUUGACACCUCACAUUCCCUCUCCUUUCUCCAGUAGAGAUUUGUUAGAGGCCGGUACUGAUGAGGUUUUGCCGUUUGAGAGGAAAGAAGACGGUGCUGCGAAGACGCCGGUUGUUUGUCAGGAAAAAGAGAAGCCAAUCCGUCAUGAGUCUGAUAUUACACCUGGGCAGAGACCACAGCAACAACAUGAUCUUUCAUCUGAAAGCAACAAAAGCAUCUUCUCAUCCAAGCACAGCUCCCCUGAAGUUAUUAUAAGUAAGGAGGUCAACUCUGUCAUACACCAGAAGGACCAAGAGUUUCAGCUGACUCCCACUGUCGACAGAGACAUUGUGAAGAAGUCUUAUAAGAAGGUAAAGAAGAAAUUGAUUUCUACUCCGAGGAACCAGGCGCCUCCUGCUCAACAGGCACACGCUCGUCGUCUCAGCCCAAGUCCACUUCAGCUCUCCAGCUCACCUGCCACCAACAGCUUCCUCACACAGCACAGACGACGAGAUCCUGGCUGUAUAUCGAAGUGCGUCUCCGCAGUGGGAGCACGUUUGUCUGACUGUCUGCAGUUCCCACGUCUGAGGAGCAGAAACCUUCUGGCAGAGAGCAGGGAGGUGCUGCUGAAGGCCCUGAGGGAGAGGCAUGGACCCCGGCUUCAGGAGAACCUUCUCUAUCAGCAGCGCCGCCGCCACUUGGAUCGUGACCAGGAGGCAACCAUGAUAGAUAAAAGUCAGCACUCGUCUACAGAUGCAUCAGCCUUUCAAGCCGACGCGCUCGGUUCGCCAUGUUCUGACGCCACAGCCUUGAGAGAAAGGAGAAGCAAGCAUUUUAACCUGAAGUCCAGUCUGCAGCCACAGCAGAGCCGCAAAGGGAACGCUGACUCAUUGAAGAGACCUGUGGAUUCUUCUGCCAGGCCUUCGGAUGAUAUCCUCAGACUGAGUUCCUUUCCCGAGUUCCGCAAGAACGUUGAACCUGAUUAUUUGUUCACAUCCUCUCCCACCUCGUGCUGGGGAGACAAAGCCUCAGCAUCUCAGCGAUGGGAUGUGGGUCUCAACAGGACUAAAUGCAAAGAGUCCGUCCUUUUUGAUCCCUUUGAUAACAGCAUUAGCGACCAUACCAGAACAUUCAGAGAGAAGAGCUGUGGGCCUCAGUAUAACGACACUAAGCCCCUCUUUCCUUAUCAAACACACAUGAUAGAUAGACACUCAGCAGGGCCAAUGCACUUUCCACAAGAGCAACACCCGUUUCAAACCGACAGAUUUUCUUUCACUCCUUCCUUCUCCUCCCAAAUUCAGCAUCCUAAUCCCAGCAGCAUCUUCCCGCCUUUCAACCAAUCCAGACCCGCGUUAACUUGCCCUCCCAUCAGCUCCUACCACACAGACAUGAUACACUACCCCCCCUCUCACAUGCUAGAAAGAGACCCAGCACCUCGUCUUUCCUCUUUACCAAGCCCUGAGCUCUGGUCCUUCCCACCUAUGAAACUGUACUGAUUUGUCUUUGACAAGUUGUUUGUUUGACCAACUAAACAAAAUGUUUAUCUUUUUCACAGA
Messenger RNA from Platichthys flesus (European flounder), 2338 nucleotides. RefSeq lists its product as uncharacterized. The transcript has 5 exons. Lineage: Eukaryota; Metazoa; Chordata; Actinopteri; Pleuronectiformes; Pleuronectidae. The record is from RefSeq and is a predicted model, not a curated record. The coding region runs from base 338 to 2278 and encodes 646 amino acids.